GUCAGACCAUUAUGAGCAUUCCCAGGGGUGGUCUACGGACCUUAAUCUCCAGCAUGACUUCACAUACAGUAACAGCAACUGUCAGAAGAGAGAGACUUGUGGUGACUAUCUUCAACAUAUAGCGUCUGAGAAGCUGUGCAGAAAAAAAAAACAGCCCUCCCUUGCCUCGGAGCUGGAUGCUUGAAAGUUUGCUCUCAUUGAAUUGAAAGGGUGAUUUGUCAAGGUGGGAUGCACUGACUAGCUCCUUUCUAGCCAUUCACAAAGAGAGCUGCUGAAAGAGGAGGAACCCUGCUGAUAUCUUUUCACUUUCUCUGGUUGUGUGAAGACAAUCCUGGUUUAAGAAAACAAGUAAAAAAAAAAGGCAGUGGUCCCGGCUGUGGCAAGGACAGUGCAUCGUAUUUCUCCUGAUUUUAGCUGCUGUGUUCAAGCAGAUACAGACUGAAAUACUUCUGAGCUGGUGAGUUCAUUUUGCUUGUGAUAUGGACUGUAGGAUUAAGAAUUGUAUUUCAAGAGCUUUCUCUUGAAUUGUAUCACAGAAGUAACCAUUGAACCAAAUGUUGAAAUGGCUUCUUGAUGCAGACGAAUAAUAUGCAAUGAAUCAGCUGGCACUGUGGAUUUUAAAGGAAAACCAACUGAAUAUGUUUUGAUUAAACCAUUAGGAAAAGCAUCUGCCAUUAACUUUAUGGAAAUCUGUGUUCAGAAGCCCAGGCAUAAGCAGGCAUAAGAAGAUGUUUAGAAGAUAUGAUGACUAGAAACAUUCAGCAUGACUGAAAAUAUGAUUGCAUUUCAAACAGGUCACUCUUCACACUCUUCGAAUGCUGUUCCACAGUAGGUCGCAAAUACUAGCAGGAAGGAAGAGCCUUGACAGAAUGGUAGAUUGCAUCAGCAAAGUCAUGCUUCAUACAGCUAUAUCAUGCUGGCAGCCAUUCCUAGGUUUGGCUCUUGUGGUAAUAUGCAUGGGGUCAGCUGUUGGAUGCCCUGCCCGCUGUGAAUGUUCGGCCCAGAGCAAAUCAGUUAUCUGUCACCGUAAACGUCUGAUUGGCAUUCCAGAGGGCAUCCCUAUUGAGACUAAGAUUCUCGACCUCAGUAAGAACAAGUUAAAAAGUGUGAACCCAGAUGAGUUUGCUGCCUUUCCAUUACUGGAGGAGUUAGACCUGAGUGACAACAUCAUUGCUAAUGUUGAACCUGGAUCGUUUAACACCCUCUUCAACCUGCGAUCCCUCCGCUUGAAGAGCAAUCGAAUAAAGCUGAUCCCACUUGGGGUCUUUACUGGAUUAUCCAAUUUGACUGAACUGGAUAUCAGUGAGAACAAAAUUGUUAUUUUGCUGGAUUACAUGUUUCAGGAUUUACAUAAUUUGAAGUCCUUAGAGGUUGGGGACAAUGACCUGGUUUACAUUUCUCACCGGGCAUUUAGUGGGCUGUUGAGCCUGGAACAGUUGACAUUGGAGAAAUGCAACCUGACUGCAGUUCCCACAGAAGCACUAUCACAUCUCCACAACCUUAUCAGCCUCAGGCUCAGCCAUCUCAGUAUCAACUCUCUGCAUGUGUACUUUAAGAAACUAUUCCGAUUGAAGCAUUUGGAGAUAGACUACUGGCCUAUGCUGGAUGUGCUCCCUGUUAACAGCCUAUACAGCCUAAAUCUUACAUCUCUGUCUAUCACCAACACCAACUUGUCCAUGGUACCAUUUCUUGCUUUUAAGCACCUGACUUAUCUCACACACCUCAACCUCUCUUUCAACCCCAUAAGCAAUAUUGAGGCAGGCAUGUUCAUAGAUUUGAUACACCUUCAAGAGAUACACAUGGUGGGGGCCCUGUUGCUCACUAUUGAAUCCCAUGCAUUCCAAGGCUUGAGUGCAUUGAGGGUUCUGAAUGUCUCACAAAACCUGCUUGAUACCUUGGAAGAGAGUGUGUUCCAGUCUCCAAGAACCCUUGAGACGCUCUGUAUCGACAACAACCCACUGGCUUGUGAUUGCCGUAUCCUUUGGAUUCUGCAGAGAAGACACACACUGUUUUUUGGUGACACCGAGCCUGUCUGUGUAGCGCCAGAGAGCAUCAGAGGGAAGCAAUUUAAGGACUUUCAUAGUACGGUUCUUUCGUUUUACUUUACCUGCCAAAAGCCAAAAAUUCGGGAAAGGAAAAUGCAACAGUUGUUUGUCGAUGAAGGGCAUAUAGCUCAACUGUUGUGCAAUGCAGAUGGUGAUCCUUUGCCCGAUGUAUUCUGGAUCACACCACACAGAAGACUUGUCACAGUGAAAUCUAACGGGAGAGCUACAGUACUUGGAGAUGGUACACUCAAAAUCAAGUUUGCCCAGGUUCAGGAUAGUGGAACCUAUAUUUGUGUAGCCAGCAAUGCGGCUGGAAAUGAUACUUUCUCUGCGUCCUUGACUGUGAAGGGCUUUCCAAGUGACAGGUCUCUUUAUGCCAACAGGACCUCUAUGUAUAUAACAGAGGCAAACAACACCAAUUCGAAUGGAACUAAUGUGUACAAUAUGACUUUUGCCCUGGACCUGAAAACAAUUUUAGUAUCCACGGCAAUGGGAUGCUUCACUUUCCUAGGAGUUGUCUUGUUUUGCUUCUUGUUGCUUUUUGUGUGGAGUCGAGGAAAAGGAAAGCACAAAAACAACAUAGACAUCGAGUACAUUCCCCGGAAGUCCAAUGAGGCUGUGGUGGAAGGGGCAGAGCAGGGAGGCCCCCGUAGAUUCAACAUGAAAAUGAUUUAGAACUUGGCAUCAACAGUUGCUUGGUAACCAAUUGAUUGGCUGUGUUUUAAUAUAGAACAGCCUGUCAAGUAAAGCAGAUUGGGCAGACUGGGCUUGUGGGGAUCACAGAAGAGCUGACACUUGGCAUUAUUAGUUUGCUAACAAAACUGAUGGAUGAUUAAACACUUUGUUGGCAUUCUUUGAAACUGAGAAAUAGACUGUUGUUUUAAGUCAAUUAGCUGCUAUUCAGCAUUUCAUAUAGCCUGCAGUGAAUCCUACAGUGCAGGAUUUACAUAUAAAAGACAGUUUUAAAAAUCAUGUACAAGUAAACUUUGUAUUUAAUUAUUGAUUCAACACUGCAAAGAAGUAUCUAUGAAACCGAAUUUCUUUUUUUUUCUUUAAUAUUUCCUACAAUCUUUUAAAGCAAUAUCAAUGGGAGACUGUGCUUUAGAAGUUAAGAUCUAGACUUCUUCAGGGGUACUGUCAGUAGAAUCAGACUAACUUUGACACCUCACUUCUGAAACUCUCAAUUUGCUUGUGAUGAGAGGAUUUUACUAGUUACAGUAUAAAAAUUACACAUUUAAAGGUUUAGGUGGUUAUUUAUUGGAAACUCCUCACAUUAAAUUAAUUUAUAUUCUGUUUCCAAUAUUUCGAGAUAACAAAAUCAGUUUGGUAUUAUAUAAAGCAGGGGUCUCCAACCCUGUUCAUAGAGGUCCGGUGUCCCUCCUGGUUUUUGUUCCAACUGUACCCUAAAUUACUUAUUAGUAGCUUAAUUGGUCCAAUUCAUUAAUUUAGUGUGCAGUUAGAACAAAAAACAGGAUGGACACUGGCCCUCCAGGACCAGGUUUGGAGACCCCUGCUCUAAAGCAUAAUUCAUAGAAGAUAAAAUGCUAGUGUCAAUUUGGAUUGUGUAAUGUAAAAAAAAAAAAAAAAAAAACAUAAUUAUUGAUUCCUUAGCAAAUGAGUUCAAAAUGUACUGUUACGAUUGUUUAUAUUUAAUCUACAGAUGUUUCAAACAAACCUAUUUAUUUCUGUGUUUGUUCAUGCAUUUCCAUUUAACCCUUUUAACACUGAGUAAAUAUAUAAAAAAUAUAACAAUCAUGGGGUUUCCAUGCAAGUUUUUUUUUUUUUUUUUAACUCGAGACAUUUACAUGAGAAAAUGUCUCUUGUAAAAUGUUUUUUUUUGGGUUUCCGUCCGCUCAGUUUAUUUUAUUUGAAUAAACCUGGCUUUUCACCUGACGUCAUACAAAUGAAUAGGAAAGGUGGGGGUUGUAUGAGCUAUGCGUAAAUAACUCAUGCUGUUUUUGAAGAUUACUAGUGAAAUUUUGUGAAAAAUGUGGUUUCCAUGCGCAGAGAACUGGUACACGAGUGAAUCUAAGCUGCUGUAAUAAAGCAAUAUACCUCGUGCCGGGUUGGUUAAUAAUGUGUUUUACUGCUCUUGCCAAAUUUUUUUUCAAAUGUCAUUAGCGUGGCGUCAUGUCGUUAGUAGUGAAUACUGUUUCAACUAAUUUAUCUUACGACUCAUUAAUUAAAAAUGAAAAUGAGUAUAAAAUGAAACUGACCAACAGGUAUUGCAGAUCACCAUGCCUGAAAACCGUCGGAGACGUUAUAUAUAUAUAUAACGUCUCCGUAUACUACCGUGGUUUAGAAACCCUACCCAUCCGGAUGGAUGACAGCUGCUGAGGAAACAUUCAACACAACAUUUGGGCAAAUAUGGCUAGUGGGCACUUGAAAGGGAAGUGGCAGAUACUGAUGAAAAGGACUGAAGUGCAUUAGUUCGUUCCCAAAAUUGCCACUGUCUGCUGUAUCCUGCACGAAAUCCUGUCAACAACAAAAUUAGGUGUUCAGGAAUCAGGCUGCCUGUGAGACACACAGGGAAGGUUACCAGUGUUGCCAAGUCUCACGAGAAAAAAAAAGCGGCACUGCCUUUCAAAACAAGCCCAAAACAAGCACAACCCAUGUUAGAAUAUGGGUGGUUAUGCAAAAUCCAACCCGCAACUCUCAAAAACAAGCCCAAUCCUGCUUAUUAUAAGCGGACUUGGCAACUGGGAAGGUUACCUCAGUCGCCAGUUUCAAUUGGAUAGCAGAGAUCUGAGGCUCGUGCUGUCAGAGAUUCUCUCCUUUCAUGUAAGUUGUGUUGGAUUUACUGUUGUGUUAAAUAUUAAUGAUGCAAACAAAUAAAACACAAUCAAUAUGUUCAUUUCUGUUCAUUUUGGUCAGUUCUGAGAGGGCAUCAACAACUUGGAUGUUGUUGCGUUGUUUUGGGGCGAUCGAGCUGGCUUAUGACAUCCAGUUCACAAACUAUAUUUAUUAACGUGGAGGGCAGACACUCAUUGUCUUUGGACAUAGCUGGGAUCAAAAAAAGGACGGGAAUUAAUUCAGUUAGACAUUUAAGCAGCUCACUUGCUCUUCGUGUUUAACUUUAGUGUAGUUUUUACAGCAAGGGUAUUCUGCUUUAAUACUAUAACAAGGGCAUAACACAGUUCAUGGUAAGUGGUUUUAUACAGAACUGUAAACCCACAAGAAAUAUACAACAUGACACAGCAAAAAACAAUAAUAAAAAAAGCCGCCCACAUUAUCAUUAAGGUGAACUACUCCACUGCUAACUAUAAAAUCGCCCAUCAGCCACUACUUUCUGCCGUCUUGGAAUCCACAGUAAUAACACGCUCAUUAACAUUUACAUGUGAAAUGCGGGUUUCCAUGCAAAACUGGACGUGGAUUUUCCCUUGUGUUUCGUCAUUUACACGAGUAAAUGAGAUUUACCCUAUCCCUCUCUUUGGCUGUUUUUUUUUGGCCACAAACCUGAUUUACCUGAGUAAUUCUCCCAAACGUGCACACACAUCGAAAUUUCAUAUGUAAAUUGACCCACAUGGAAACCCCAUGAAUGCAAUCAUUUGUAAAGUUUUAAACAUGUUAUAAUAAGACAUUAACAUAACUGAUACCCAUUUAUCAACCUGCCUUCAUGUGUGGAGUCAUUUUUCAUAUAUAUCUGAACUGGUUUGGAGUGUUGAAAGAGAGUAAAUGAAUAUAAAUCCUGCAGGCCCAGUCAAUGCAUAUAUCAAGUUUCUGCAGUGAGAAUAUGUUACACUCUGUAGUAGUUUAUCAUUUUGUUGUUAAAACAUUUAGAUUGUGAAAGUUAAAAGUAUGAACACAUGCAUGUGGAAUAAAGAAAACCCAUUUUUAAUGAUGAGCACAUUUGCAAGACACAGAAGGUAAUAUUUUGAACAAAACCAUAAAUCAAUUUAGUACCUUGUGCAAACUGAAGUGUCUGUAAUCUGUGCGACUGAUCCCAAGUCAAUAUUUCACACAUGAUUAAAUUCUUGUCUUAAAUUCCCCCAUUGCAAAAUUCUGUCAAUUGACAAGAAGCAAUUGGAUGAUAUGAAUUGCAGUGUGUGAGAGUAAAUGAGGGCCACUGGGAGUCUGACAGAAGCUGAGGUAAUAGCUUGUUUGAAGGGCCAGGUCCAAUGCUGUGCUUAUGUUUACUCUCUCAAAACCAGGUACAAUGAAUUUCAAUUCAGUUUUUUUUUAGACCACUCCUGACAAUAAAAAAGACAUAUAGCUAGGUUAUAUCAACUAAAGCCUUCUGUGGAGGUAAACACUUCCUUGAAAUGGAGAAAAAAUUUGCUCAGAGCAACACAACAUUAGUUCUAUAACAAAAAUUAAAUUUUAUGAAUCUUUUUUUUUUCAUUCCAAUAUAAUGUAAAUACAAUCUAAAUAUAAAAUAUGGCCUAAAAAUAUCAUGAAUAUGUGUACAUAUUUUUCAGAAUAUAGCUUAUACUUUAUACACAACCCUCCAACAAGUAUUGAUACAGAUUAAAUAAUGGUUAGUUGUAUUUUUUGCUUAUUUUUUCCCAUUAUGACUUACAUUCAGCGUGGUUCUGUACAAGCUGUAGCAUUCACCUUUGAAGAAAUAUACUGUAUUUUGGGGGUCAGGUAAAAGCAAAGCCAUGUAAAGGAAAUAAGGUUCAGCGCCAGGAGUCACACUUUUGAUUAAAAAAAGAAACAAAAAAAAAAACAGUCAAAUAAACAAAAAUAACGGUACAGGUUCAAGAGUUUUGAAACUGUCAUCCAAGCUGACUGCUACAGUACUUUGGUGACCAGGACUAAGCAUACAGACACAUACUGUACUCUUCAUGAGUCCUGCACUGAACUGAUUAUAUACAAGUAGCCAGGUUAAUUUGGUAAUCAAUUAACCAAUUGAAUCUGGUCACAAAUGCAAAGAUUUAGCCCAAACCCCUACCCUAAUACAAUGUGCAAGGCAAGUGAAGAACAGAAUCUAAAAAUAAUAACAAACUAUAAAAAGGUCUGAUAUAUCAGUUAUGUUAACAUGUCUUCACUUGUACAGCACAGUGUAACCAUUAACCUGUCCUUCUUGCCCUAGUGGAUUAAAGAAAUAAAUCACUUAGAGAGAAGGCAUUUUUUGAGAGCCUUUUGAGACCACAUAGGUGCUUUAAACAAACUGUAUUGCAUUCCUCUUUAAAAAUUCAGAAAGCCAAUUACUGUACUCUAUAUAAGGAGUUGUCAGCAAAGUACAUUGAGUUGAUGAAUGUAACCCUUUGAAAUAGCAAAUAUGGGAAUUUCUCACUUCAACAGGAUAAGGUUGGAGGUCCAUGCAGAGAGAAGAAGGCAGAAAAAAAAACUGCACUGUGGUACACAUUUGCUUGAACUAAUUAUUUUGAUUUCCAAUAAAAACUUUCAAAAUGUUCCCUUAUAGAGGUGCUGUACUAUGCCAAGAUUAUAUAUAUACACACAGUUGUAGUCAAAAGUUUACAUACCCCAAUGGAAAUUUAUAAUUUCUAGAAAUUUCUCAAAAACAAAGAAUUUUAGGGAAAAUCUUUUGUAGCAAUAGGGUGAGUAUUGCAGUCGUUACAUUUGGAGAAACACCAUACCUACUGUCAAGCAUGGAGGUGGUAAUAUCCUUUUAUGGGGCUGUUUUCCUAUAAUGGCACAGUAAAUGUAGUUCCAAUACAUGGUAAAAAUGGAUUCCAUAGCAUACCAAAAGAUAUUGGCCAAUCAUCUGAAACACUCUGCUACAAAACUUGGUUUAAAGCGCAACUGGACAUUUCAACACAAUACAAUCCAAAACACACAUCAAAAUUUACUUCAGAAUGGUUAAAGAAGAACAAAAUCAAGGUUUUGGAAUGGCCUAGACAAAGUCCUGAUCUAAAUCCAAUUGAGAAUAGUGUGAGUUGAAGAAGGCUGUGCACAAGAGAAGUCCUCAGAAUUUGAAUAAAAUGGAACAAUUUUGCGUUGAAGAAUGGUAAAAAAUCACUAAAGAAUCAUGCCAAAAGCUGACUGACAAAUAUCCUAUUCGUUUAAAAGAGGUUAUUAUUGCUAAACGUGCCUCAACUAGCUAUUAAUUUAAUUUUCCUUGUCAGGGUAUGAAUACUUUUGAAUUAGCAUUUUGGAGUUCUGCAAAGAAAUUGCUGAAAUAAAUAAUUGUAGACAUCUAUUUCUUGUUACAUUUUUUCCUCAUCCACAAAAGCAAAACUUUUACUACAGAAGAUUUUUCCUAUAAUUGUUUUUGAGUAAUUUCUAGAAAUUAUACAUUUCCAUUGGGGUAUGUAAACUUUUGACUACAACUGUAUAUACCGAUGCACAAUAAAAAUGCAACAGUCUAAGUUGCACAUCAAUAGCUCACAAGGUGCAUACAUAAUGUUAUUUACAUUUUAAAUAGUGAGCAGAUAGGUUUAUUGAUUGUUUGAGUAGUAUUGUUCGUGUGGAACAAUGCAAGAUUGGCUGGCAAGACCUAUGGUCAGUGGAACAGAGCAGGAUCAGUUUCCUCAUCAGGUCAACAUAUGAUGUUCUCCCAUCACCACAGAACCUAAACCUCUGGGUAGGAGAGGAUCCCUCAUGUCCUUUGUGUUCAUCACCUGCAACAUUAAGGCACAUUUUGACAGGAUGUAAGGUGGCUCUUAGCCAAGGACGGUUUACUUGGCGCCAUGACCAGGUGCUGCAAUGUUUGGCCUUAGCAUUGGAAGACAAGCGUAACAUGACCAAAAAGUUGCCACCUGUUCCAUCAAAACAUUACACACAAAAGACAACAUUCCUCCACCCAGGAGAGCAACCACCAAAAAAAGGUGUUAAAACCAAUCCUCGCCCAGGACAACUGGAAGCUGCUAGAGACUGGAAAAUGCUGGCAGAUGUUGGUCAACGGCUUAUUUUUCCACCUGAGAUUGCCACCACUAACCUUCGACCAGAUAUUGUCUUGUGGUCUGGAUCAGCACGCCUUGUUCAUCUGGUAGAGUUAACAGUGCCAUGGGAGGAUGCUGUAGAUGAGGCGUAUGACAGGAAGAAACUGCAGUAUGCUCAACUAGCCACUGAAGCGGAACAGCGAGGAUGGAGACUCAGGGUUUACCCAGUGGAGGUGGGUUGUCGAGGAUUUGUGGCACACUCUACAACCCGGUUUCUCAGAGACGUCGGAUUCAGUGGCCAAGAGUUGCGUCGCACAGUGAAGAACUUAUCUGAAGCAGCAGAGAGGAGCAGCAACUGGCUGUGGUUGAGACGGAAAGAUUCUGGCUGGGGAUCUCAAGCACAAUAGAAAGAAAGAAACGCUGAUGUACAGGUAAGUAAGCUGGGCUGAGUUGAGUGGGGGACGGAGGGGGGUGAUGCUGGGACACCAGAAUCACCAUUGAGCCCUCUUGAGGUGUCGUGGGCUAGUCGACGAAACACUGAGGAUGGAAGGUGCCCACUUGAAGACCCCAGAGAUGUACCUUACUUAGCUCAAUCCAGACGGUUAUCAUGCUGAUGCGCUGGGGAGGCCGCACUGUGGUUGAUCCCCGGAGCCAGCAUCGCAGCCGUUGUGUGUGCUGAUGCGCCAGGGAGGCAAAAUAAGCUGAUCCCUGGAGCCAGCAUUACACUUCAGCCAUUAACACCAGAUAGAAGGAUAUCUACAUCAUCAUAUGGAAGGAAACGUAAAUGGAUGGAGACACAUAUGGAUCACAUUAGUUUACUGUAAAGCUACGUCUUAGUUGGUGCUUAUCUUGGCGAGAGACGAGAUCAAAUCAGCAUGAAGUUUUAACAUCUACUCUCAUGUAAUGGAAAUCAUGUUCCUUGAGAUAACAAAAUACUGAGCUCAAGGCAUGUGAUUUCAUAAAAUCUCCAGGUGCUCAGUGUUUGGUAUUGCCAAAAUGAGUUUAUUAAGAAUCUGUAUAGCCAUUCGAAAAGACAUGAUUUUAAUUAACGCAAUAACAGCGAAAGAUACGACCAUGUCCCGCUUGAGUAACGAAGAUCGCCUGGUUGCUAUCGGCAUAAUUGAAGGCAGCCUAUCUGUGAGAGAACAGUUACAUGGAGAAUGAGAUGUUCUGCUUCAACAAUCAGCAGACUAGUCCAGAGAAACCAGGAAACCGGCUCUGUGAAGGUUAGGCCACGUCCUGGAAGGCAGAUGGUCACCACACCAGCCCAGGCCCAUCACAUCCGACUGGUCCAUCUGCAUAAUCGUUUUCAGACUGCAGUGGCUAAAGCACGACAAAUUCCAAGAAGAAAUAACCUGCGCAUCAGCAGAAUGACUGUAGCUCGCUGUCUGCAUGAAAUGAUUUGCAUGCUCGGAGGCCGUUCAGGGGUAACAUGUUGACAGCUGAGAGACGAUGGCAGAGAGAGUGGUGGAGAGUUUUUCACAGAUGAAUGUCGUUUUGCCCUUGACAGACCUGAUGGAACACAACGUGUGUGGAGACGUCAUGGAAAGCAUUAUGCUGACUGCUGCCUUGUUCAAGCCAACCAUGUGAUGAUGUGAGGAGGAAUCUCCUUUAACACAAGAAUGAUGGCAACCUUACUGCUCAGCGAUACACUGAUGAAGUCCUUGAGGCAACAGUUUUUCCAUUCCUGCAAGCCAAUCCGGAAGUGUUGAUUUUCCAGCAGGACAAUGCAAGACCACGCAGUGCUAGGAUUAUAAUUGCACGACUUCAAGAAAACAAUGUUGAGGUCUUGCUGUGGCCAGCUUUAUACUGACCUGAGUCCAAUAGAACAUCUGUGGGACCAAAUCGCCAAUGCCAUCCACAGGAGACAACCACGACCAGCCAACCUCCGCCAGCUAACUGCAGCUGGCGGAACAUCCCACAGCAGUCUCUCCACAGGCUGAUCCCUCAACGCUGCUAGGAUUGUGUUAAUGCUCAGGGAGGUCAUACCCAAUACUAACUUUGUAAUGUUUUUAUUUUGACAGUGUGUCACGUCUCAUACUGAAAACUUGAUUCUUUGAUCUGUAUUUUUGUUCACAUUUUCUGUGAUUUUGUUUGAUAUCUAUGUUUAAAAUAUUUGAUUAAAUCCAUUAGACCUGA
Acipenser ruthenus (sterlet) is the source of this 10972-nucleotide messenger RNA. Its product is annotated as leucine-rich repeat and immunoglobulin-like domain-containing nogo receptor-interacting protein 2. Gene Ontology annotation, molecular function: protein binding. The record is from RefSeq and is a predicted model, not a curated record. Gene Ontology annotation, cellular component: plasma membrane. Lineage: Eukaryota; Metazoa; Chordata; Actinopteri; Acipenseriformes; Acipenseridae. The coding region runs from base 816 to 2720 and encodes 634 amino acids. The transcript is spliced from 6 exons.